AUGCAGCCGCUGGUAUGGACCAACUGCUUGCGACUGGUGUUGGCGAGUCUUGGAAGUUUGUGCUUGGUGUGGUUUGUUUUCCUCUAUGGCGACCUCUUCGUCAUCGUAUCCACAGACGCUACGGUUUGUCCCGUCGGGUCCGAGCUGGGAGGCAUCGAAACCUGCAAUGCCAGCCGGUUCAUCAAGAACAGUCCAGGUGAAGAGCCUUGCAUUGGUGGACAUCUCGUGAGGCCUUGCAUGUGUGUGGAAGGCUUUCAACCCCGUGUGACCAAGAUGCGCUUUUGGGCUUCAGACUACCAUUUCCGAUGUUGCUCGGAGCCUGCGGGCCCGGUUCCAACCGGUGACGCUCUUUACCUUCAGGUGAUGGGCCCGCUGUUGCUCGUGAUGGGUAUUGUGGGCAUGUUCACAUGCGGCUGGAUCAUCCAUCGUUCCGUGCGUCUCGUUGAUGACAUGGCUUUCUCACAAGAGGACCAUGCAGUGGAGAAUAGUCUUUUCCCCCUCGAGGGAGCCUCUCUCCACAGGACAGUGGACAUGCACAAGUGGGGUGUGACACUGGACGAUUUGCUCCAGUUUCGGCGUCUAGUUUCAAAGGCGGUUGCCGACGGCCGUAUCAAGCCCACAGACUUGGAUCCGUUCGAUCCUGCGGAUGUUGUCAAGGGCCCAUCGAUGUACUCCGUAACGGAACAAUACAUCAAAGUUCUGACAAGGCGAGCCGGUAAUGUCAGCUGGGCACUCAUGAAGCAUCCCAAGGGCAUAAGUUGUGACCUCUUCAUCACACAUGCAUGGGCCGAAGGCAUUUUCGAGUUUGUGGACAAAGUUUCCAACUCUUGGCCAACUGGUGCAAAUGCUGCUUAUGUUUGUUUUCUCUCCAAUCCACAGAAUUUGGACAUCGGGGACCUGAUCACGUCUCCCUCUGAGUCACCCUUUGCCAAAGCUCUCACCGCAGCAAAGGAAAUGCUGGUCGUCCCCAACAAGACAACAUCCAUCUACACACGAGUCUGGUGCGUGUACGAAGCUUUUUUAGCCUUCCGCCUGGAGAAACCGAUCCGUACUGCCCUGUCGCCAAUCCCACACUUCUGGCCCCGAGUGCUCCGUACCGUUUUUGCUGGCAUGGCCUUCCACGGAUUAGGCUUCCUGAUCAUGAGCCAGGCGACCACAGACUCGGCGGAUCAGAUCAAGCGUGUGGAACAGGUUGGGCUUUUCAGUGGCCUGGCUUGCCUCAUCUUCCUCACCUUCUUGUACAAGACCAACAGGCAUGACUGGAAACUGCUCCAGGUGGCUAUAUAUGUCUGCGGUGCGGUGUUUGCCAUGUAUCGCAUAAGCCUAUCAUAUCGGAAGGGUUUCAAGAGGUCAAACAACAUGAUCUUCAUGACCGUGGCAGUUUUCUUCAUGGCCGGACUAGAAAUGGAUCGCUUGCUGGCUUUGGACGGAAGGCGACAGACCAGCCAGCUAAAGUCUGGCUUUGAGGGCAUCGAGGCUGCUAAGAGCGCCAACGCCGCCGACGCGGAGCGGAUCCGCAAGGAGAUCCGGGCUAUCGAGGGCCAGGAGCGUGAGGUGGACCAUGCCGUGCGGGUGCUAUUGGACAUGAAUGUGUUCGCCAAGGACCUCCAGGAGAUCACGCGGCGCACCGGGGCCCUUGGGGACAUCUCAACUUGGAGCCGCAGCCUCUUUGUUCUCAGUGUACUCUGGUGGGUCACCAAUACAAACCAGAUCUGGAUUGGCCGAAUCUUGCGCCAUGACUACGAGGAGAUGGCAGAUGGGCUGCGCUGGUUGGUGUUUGUGGGAGCUGCCUUGGAGGCAGUGACCUUCUACACGCUCUUUGUUUUUGGGCCUGCUCAUCGGAAGGCCUUUGCAGAAAGACUUGAGGCCCUCGUGGUCGUGCCUGUUGUACUAACGUACAGCGGCCUCUUCCAAGGCCCAUCUUAUGAAGUCUUCUACGUGUUUGGUGUGAACUCCGUGAUCGUUUUGCUGGCAGCAGCCGGACCUGGACGUGUGGCUCAGGUUCCUGUAGUCGGUGCCCCGAUCGUUCGUGCCCUGUUUGGUCGCAAUCCAUUCAAGGCAGCCAUCAUAGCCGGCAUAGCACAUAAAGGCGAGUUGCAUGAAUCGCCUUCGGGGAAGGUCAGCAAGCAACAGGAGGAGGAGGAGGAUUUGGUUGAAGUGUGA
Molecule: messenger RNA, 2163 nt
Organism: Symbiodinium natans
Lineage: Eukaryota; Dinophyceae; Suessiales; Symbiodiniaceae
Source: the annotation of a GenBank genome assembly